Molecule: messenger RNA, 675 nt
Organism: Strongyloides ratti
Lineage: Eukaryota; Metazoa; Nematoda; Chromadorea; Rhabditida; Strongyloididae
Product: Dimerization-anchoring domain of cAMP-dependent protein kinase, regulatory subunit and Myosin-like IQ motif-containing domain and P-loop containing nucleoside triphosphate hydrolase domain-containing protein
Exons: 3
Coding region: 1-675 (224 amino acids)
Molecular function (GO): calmodulin binding
Source: RefSeq, a predicted model, not a curated record
AUGACUGAACAAUUGUCAGAUAAGUACAAAAUUCCUGAAACUCUUCGUCCAUUGCUAGAAGCAUUAGCAAGAGAAACAAUUCGUGCUCAACCAACUGAUGUUGUUUCUUUUGGAAAAUUAUUUUUUGAUAUUUUAUCUCUUCAUCAACAAGAUAGUGAUAAAAGUAUUCUUACUGACAAUAUCUCAUAUGAUAUGUUUCGUAUGGAUCUCCAACAUCGUUAUAAAAAUAUGACAAUGAAAGAAAAUAUGAUUCGUUCUGCAUCACCAGAAGAUGUUGCUGCAACUAAAAUUCAAGCAGCUUUUCGUGGGCAUCAAGUUAGAAUGCAUCCAGAAAAGUAUGGUGUUGAUGCUGAAUUGAUUAGACGUAGAUCGUCUGACAAAUUAGCAAGUUUGGAUUUUAAGAAAGAUCAAAAGCGACAUUCUAUUGGAGGUUAUUCAUUGGAACAUUCGCAAACUCCAGAAGAUCGUGCUGCAACCAAAAUUCAGGCAGAAUUUAGAGGAUAUAUUACAAGAAAAAAUAUUCAAGCUAUGCGUGAACAAAAUGAUAAUGCUGCUACAAAAAUUCAAGCUCAUGUUAGAGGCUUCCUUACACGUAAGAGACUUGGAAAAGAAGGUCUUAUCAGUCCAUCUCGUUCUCAUUCCAGUCUCCAAUCUCAUAAAAGCGAAGAAAUCUAA